GAAGGGCCUGAGGGCGGGGCAGGGAGCAGGCCGGGGGAUGCGGGGAGGGGACGCUUCCCGCGGGUGCGCGGAGCUAGGACGGUGACAGCCACGCGCGCACGUGCGCGCCUGGCUGGAGAGCGGCCCCUGAGACCUCUGUUGGCCGCUGAGAGGCGCGCAGGGUCUGGGCAGCCGCCGUCUAGGGCCCCCGUCCCUGGGCGUCCCCAACGUCCCCAGCCCGAGUCCCGGCGAGAGCCGGGCGGUGCCCGCCUUGUCUGUCCCUGAUCGCGAUCUCUCCCCGCGGCCAUCAGGGCCCGCCCCCCAACUCCCCUUUCCGUUCCCAGGGCACGGUCCUCGCGGCCCAUGCUGGCCGCUGGGGGCCCGCGCCGCUCAGACAGCUCCCGGGCCGGCCGGCCGGCCACCAUGGUGGCCCUGAGGCCUGUGCGGCUUCUCCAGGGAGGCUAAAAGGUCCAGAGUGCAGGCCCCGGGGCCCCAGGUUCCCGGGCCUGAGCCCCACGCCAUGGCCGGGGCCAUCGCUUCCCGAAUGAGCUUCAGCUCUCUCAAGAGGAAGCAGCCCAAGACGUUCACCGUGCGGAUCGUCACUAUGGACGCGGAGAUGGAGUUCAAUUGCGAGAUGAAGUGGAAGGGGAAGGACCUCUUUGACUUGGUGUGCCGGACCCUGGGGCUUCGGGAAACCUGGUUCUUUGGCCUGCAGUACACGAUCAAGGACACCGUGGCCUGGCUCAAGAUGGACAAGAAGGUGCUGGAUCAUGAUGUUUCAAAGGAAGAACCAGUCACCUUUCACUUCCUGGCCAAAUUUUAUCCUGAGAAUGCUGAGGAGGAGCUGGUUCAGGAGAUCACGCAACACCUAUUCUUCUUGCAGGUAAAGAAGCAGAUUUUAGAUGAAAAGAUCUACUGCCCUCCCGAGGCUUCGGUGCUCCUGGCUUCUUACGCCGUGCAGGCCAAGUACGGCGACUACGACCCCUCUGUUCACAAGCGGGGAUUUUUGGCCCAAGAGGAACUGCUUCCAAAAAGGGUAAUAAAUCUGUAUCAAAUGACUCCAGAAAUGUGGGAGGAGAGAAUUACAGCCUGGUAUGCAGAGCACCGAGGCCGAGCCAGGGACGAAGCAGAAAUGGAAUAUUUGAAGAUCGCUCAGGACCUGGAGAUGUACGGUGUGAACUACUUUACAAUCCGGAAUAAAAAGGGCACGGAGCUGCUGCUUGGAGUGGAUGCUUUGGGGCUUCAUAUUUAUGACCCUGAGAACAGGCUGACCCCCAAGAUCUCCUUCCCGUGGAAUGAAAUCCGAAACAUCUCGUACAGCGAUAAGGAGUUUACUAUUAAGCCCUUGGAUAAGAAAAUUGAUGUCUUCAAAUUUAACUCCUCAAAGCUUCGUGUUAAUAAGCUGAUUCUCCAGCUGUGUAUCGGAAACCACGACCUUUUUAUGAGGAGGAGGAAGGCUGAUUCUUUGGAAGUUCAGCAGAUGAAAGCCCAGGCCAGGGAGGAGAAGGCCAGAAAGCAGAUGGAGCGGCAGCGCCUCGCUCGAGAGAAGCAGAUGAGGGAGGAGGCCGAACGCACAAGGGAUGAGCUGGAGAGGAGGCUGCUGCAGAUGAAGGAGGAGGCGACGAUGGCCAACGAAGCCCUGAUGCGGUCCGAGGAGACAGCCGACCUGUUGGCAGAAAAGGCCCAGAUCACUGAGGAGGAGGCGAAGCUCCUGGCCCAGAAGGCAGCAGAGGCCGAACAGGAGAUGCAGCGGAUCAAAGCCACAGCCAUCCGGACAGAGGAAGAGAAGCGCCUGAUGGAGCAGAAGGUGCUGGAGGCCGAGGUGCUGGCGCUGAAGAUGGCUGAGGAGUCAGAGAGGAGGGCCAAGGAGGCCGAUCAGCUGAAGCAGGACCUGCAGGAAGCCCGUGAGGCAGAGCGAAGAGCCAAGCAGAAGCUUCUGGAAAUCACCACCAAGCCCACGUAUCCGCCGAUGAACCCCAUCCCAGCACCGUUGCCUCCUGACAUACCAAGCUUCAACCUCAUUGGCGACAGCCUGUCUUUCGACUUCAAGGAUACGGACAUGAAGCGGCUUUCCAUGGAGAUAGAGAAAGAAAAAGUGGAGUAUAUGGAGAAGAGCAAGCAUCUGCAGGAACAGCUCAAUGAACUCAAGACAGAGAUCGAGGCCUUGAAACUCAAAGAGAGGGAGACGGCCCUGGAUAUUCUGCACAACGAGAACUCUGACCGGGGUGGCACCAGCAGCAAGCACAAUACCAUUAAAAAGCUCACGUUGCAGAGCGCCAAGUCCCGAGUGGCCUUCUUUGAAGAGCUCUAGCAGGUGACCCGGCCACUCCAGGAUCGGCCACUUCUGCUCCGGCACAGGCGGGAUGGGUCAGACAUGGCGGGAGCUGGCCGGGAGCUUCCACCGGGAGCUCUGAAACUUCCUCCAGCUGAGCGGAGAGCCCAACCCCCUUCAUGUGCAAUUGCCUUGAACUACGACCCUGCAGAGAUUGCUCUCAUGGUUCUAGUUCUCCUGACCUGAGUCUUUUAAUUUUUUUUUUUAAGAAGUCUUUCCUCUGAUGUCCAAUGUAGGGUCCCAUCCUUCCUCCAAAACACCCUGGGGGAUGCAUCUUCUGUCUGCUGUUGACCUCCCCAGCUCGGGUUCGGACGUGGCUGUAGGGGGUGAAGUACAUAGGCCCCCCUGGAGACCAGGAGGCUGGUGCCCUUCCCCUUCACCACCAAGGGUUCCAGAACAUUUAUCUCCUUCACUGGUGAGAACUGGCACAGGAAGAAGCAUGGCCCGCCGAGCCCAGGCCCAGAGCGGCCUGCCCGCUGCAUGUCAUCGGGAGCUCGCCCACAGCUUAUGGCGAGCCAGGCCAUGGGUCCUCAGCCCAGGCAGCUCCAAGGCAGCGCCCUGGCUGCCAGCUGGUUGGGAAUGGGAAAGGCAGUCGUGCCUGCUGAAGACCGGGCAGAAGCUGUGGUGAAGGGCUGGCUGCCAGCAGAGCCAUGCAGGAACCUGUACCCUACAGAGCACUCACUGCCUUUGUUCUGCUACCCCAGACCAAGGUCUGAGAGGCAGGCCGGGCCCUCUCCAACCAUAGCCUCUCCUGCAUGUGCUGGUGGGGGGCUCUCCAUCACUCCAGGCAGCGCCUGGAGCUCCACCAUGACAAGGGGUCUGCACGGGCGCUCUGAGGCCCUGGGGGUAGUUGUCACUGGCUUGAACACCCAGCUCCGCUGGUCCCAGUCUGCGCUGUUGCUCGGAAUCAUCUUUCCUCCUGGCCACAUGCCAGCAAGGCCCUCCUAACCCACGACUGUACCUGGGCUGUUGCCCUCAUCUCUUUGAGGGCAAGUGGCGUCAGAUGCAGGUGACCCCUCCCAGUUAGGCUCUGCACCUGCUGGCACGUGACCCCCACCAUGCUGGGCGGGGCCACUUCCCAGGUCCCAGAGCCAGCCCACGGCCCACACACUCCUUGGUUGGGGGGCCGCUUCCCUGUGUUUUCUUCCUCCUUGGCUGGUGGUGCUACUGUGACCCACCGGGCUGUUCACAUCCUUCUGAUGGGGCUGCUACGCAGAGCCAGGGGAUAAGCCAGAACCAGUGAAAAGACGCUUAUUAAAUAAGUGCUUGAGGCAGAGGUGGUCUCUGGCAAUCCUCUGUGGUUAUGAGAACAUGAGAAGCUCACAGAGAUCCUGCCUUUUUUCCAUGGCCAAUCUGACCUAGCGGUGUCUUGGGCUGGCCACCUUGCCUGGCGGAAGCCAGUUCUAUGUUACCCUAGCCCCUUAGGACGUGCAGGGUAGGACUCUGAAUCUGGACACUAAGCAUGAAUGGCUGUGUCUGGAAGGUUCCCAUGUGUCUCCCUGUCCCUCCAAGUCCUUCUCUUCCCUGAUCUACAGUCCUGGCGGUGUCCUCCAGCAUUUGUAAUGUAAGGUCUGACCAUUGAGAGGCUGUCUCCUCAGGCUCACCACCCCUCCCUGACCUGCAAGGUUAUAACAGUGGCUGUGGACACAGAGCAUAGUGGUCACUCAUAAAGACAUCAGGCUUUUUUUUUCUUUUUUCUUUUUUUUUUCUAAACUGCUGUGUAUAUGUCUGAAGUCUGGGAAAUGCCACACCACGUGGCCACAGGGGAACUGGCUGGUGUCUGAGCCGUGGAGGAGGGCCGGCUGAGCCCUGCUCCACCAGGGCCACUUCAGCUCUCCCUGGAGAUGAGAGCCAGCAGGUGCCUCCCAGAAAUGAAUAGGCGGAGAGAGUGGCAGCCCUCAGAAAGGUCACCAGUGGAAGGAGAAGGGAUGAAAGAAGAGCUUGGUUUUCAGAGUCAUGUGCCUGGGGCCGAGGUGACUGUGAUUUGUGAGGACUUUAGGGCCUGGGAGCUUCUCAAGUAGGAAGCUUCUGACCUCCACUGAGAGCGGGGCCCUGUCCCUGAUGUUCCAUUAGAAGCGCUUCUGGCUGUCUUUGGCAUGACACUCAGCAAGUUCCACACAGGCCACCUUGUGAUCCCACUGGCCACCAGCUCGCCUCUGACCUGUGGUUCCGCAGUAGUCACUGCCCCAGCCUGCCGCAGCCUGUGGCUGCCCAGAGUGACUGCAUUCUGAAAUCUUGGGGACAGGUUUCUCCUCUCUCUCCUCUUUCAAAUCAAAACAGCAAGUCCUGAGGCUGACCGCAGGCAACAGUGACUAGGCGUCCCUUGCUGACAGGGCUGGGGACCCAGAGGGCGCGCCUUGGUGGGAAGAUGACCUCUCCUGACCGCCCUGGGGCCAGGCUGACCCCUCCGAGCUUCCAGGGGAGCUCUAUCCUUUUUCAAAGACGUCACACUACCCUUCCUCUUGUCAGGGCCAGACAAGGGAAGGCUGUUUUCUAUCCUGGGGGGGUUGUUGUAAUUUAAAUGAUUGUUUUAAUAAAAAUUCUAAGCUAUAAAAAGUUC
Messenger RNA from Sus scrofa (pig), 4871 nucleotides. RefSeq names its product NF2, moesin-ezrin-radixin like (MERLIN) tumor suppressor (gene NF2). Gene Ontology annotation, molecular function: actin binding. NCBI's taxonomy places the organism in Eukaryota, Metazoa, Chordata, Mammalia, Artiodactyla, Suidae. Gene Ontology annotation, cellular component: cytoskeleton. The record is from RefSeq and is a predicted model, not a curated record.